AACAGAAAGGUGGCAGCACAAUCGGGGACGAAGAUUUUUCUUCGUUCCGUGCACGGAUUUCCAAGAAUAUCACAAAAAUCACAAACAAAGCGACGCGUCGAUUUAGUUGAACACCUCUUAGAAUUUCAAAGCAAAGCUUUGAAGUCGUGUAUUUAUUCUAAAUUGUGCCGCAAAUAUUCCAAAUUACUAAAUAAAACCUGUAUUGAAAAUUGAAAUAAAUUUUACAAUGAUAACAGACGUUCAACUCGCUAUUUUUUCAAAUGUUGUAGGAGUUAUCUUAUUCCUCCUUGUCGUAGGCUAUCAUUAUAUAGCCGCAAAUACCGGAAGCAGGUCUCUGUCAAAAUCUAAAUAAUAUGUCAACUAAUUUCUUGAACAACAAUAAUGUCUAAUCUUACGAGUGUGUAAAAGUAAUUUACUCUGUAAAGAACUAUCUAUAUCCAUAUAAUGAGUACAUUUCCUUUAAUUUAAUAAAAUGCAAUAAUCUUUCAAAAUCAUAUAUUAAUUAUUUUUUAUCUUCAUAUGUAUUUAUUAUUAUCAAAACAAGAUUUAAUCAGAGAUCUUCAUCUGGUAGUCUCGUCAAUCGGUUGGCUAUGGACUUAGUGGCAAAUGUCUAUGACAACACUUUCUAACUUUAACAGAAAUUGAAUUGUGCUAACUAGACAGAGAUAGCUGUCCGUUUUACAUCCCAUAAUCAAAUGUUUAAUUUUAAGUUGACGUCAGCAAAUAUUAGUGAAUUACCCCUUAUAUUUUAAAAUUUAAAAAUUCCAAUAAAUUAAAAAUGAUGUUGAACGUACUAUUAAUAAAAUAAUCUAACUUAUAGAAUAGGAUAAUAAAUAAUAGCGAACUUCAGGUUACAAUCAUAAUCUGAAAAUAAACAUACAACUCACACAUAGCAUUCCGGAAAGCCUUUUAAAACCCCUGGUAAGAUACUUUAUAACCAAUAGUUUAACACUGAAAUAAAUAUUAUCAAAGGUAACUCAUAAAAAUGAAUCUUGGAGAGAGUUUUCCUAAUUUCAAAGUUUCAACUACACUUGGAGAUAUAGACUUUCACCAAUGGCUUGGAGAUUCUUGGGGAGUUUUAUUUUCACAUCCAGCUGAUUUUACUCCUGUUUGCACAACCGAAUUAUCAAAAGCUGCGAGUAUAAGCAAUGAAUUUGGAAAACGCAAUACCAAAAUCAUUGCAUUGUCUUGUGAUCCUAUCCAUUCACAUUUAGAAUGGAUAAAAGAUAUUCAAGCAUAUGGAAAACAAGCAGGUGAAUUUCCCUUUCCAAUUAUUGAUGACUCCUCACGGGAGCUAGCCGUAAAGCUUAAGAUGUUAGAUUUGGAUGAAAUAGGAAAUUCGGGUCUUCCUCUGACUUGUAGAGCUGUAUUUAUAAUUGAUCCGAAAAAACGUUUGCGGCUAUCAAUUCUAUAUCCAGCUUCAACGGGAAGAAAUUUUGACGAAAUCAUUCGUGUAUUAGACUCUCUUCAGUUGACAGAUCAAAAAAAGGUUGCAACUCCUGUAGAUUGGAGACAAGGAGGAGAUUGUAUGAUCUUACCUACUGUCAAGGAGGAAGAAAUUCAUUCUUUAUUCCCUGAAGGUGUGGAAAUGUUAGAAGUUCCAUCAGGCAAAAAAUACAUUAGAAUAACUCCAUGUCCCGAUACAAUUUAAUUAAGUUUAAAAUGUUUUAAAUUCAAAAUUGAAAACAAUAAAAAUAUUUCCAUUAAUCAUCUCAAAGCAUAAGAAGAACACGAUUUGAACAUUUUAAUAGGUAUUAUUAGCUUGAUUAUUAGGUAGUAAAGAGUGAAAUCAUCCAUG
Molecule: messenger RNA, 1798 nt
Organism: Clunio marinus
Lineage: Eukaryota; Metazoa; Arthropoda; Insecta; Diptera; Chironomidae
Source: the annotation of a GenBank genome assembly